Molecule: messenger RNA, 713 nt
Organism: Sorex fumeus (smoky shrew)
Lineage: Eukaryota; Metazoa; Chordata; Mammalia; Eulipotyphla; Soricidae
Gene: NAT9
Product: N-acetyltransferase 9 (putative)
Exons: 6
Coding region: 67-687 (206 amino acids)
Biological process (GO): protein acetylation
Molecular function (GO): N-acetyltransferase activity
Source: RefSeq, a predicted model, not a curated record
UCCCACAUCUAGUGGAAUAAACUCGGGGUCCUGAAGUCUCCACUCUCCGCACCACCGACUGCUACCAUGAGGAUAAAUCAAAACAUCUUGCUGCUGGGAAAGAAAGUGGUCCUGGUCCCCUACACCUCCAAGCAUGUACCCAGGUACCACGAGUGGAUGAAGUCGGAGGAGCUGCAGCGCCUGACCGCGUCAGAGCCGCUGAGCCUUGAGCAGGAGUACGCGAUGCAGCGCAGCUGGCGGGACGAUGCAGACAAGUGCACGUUCAUUGUGCUGGAUGCAGAGAUGUGGCAGGCCCAGCCGCGGCCCCCGGAAGAGAAGUGCAUGAUAGGAGACGUCAAUCUCUUCCUCACCGACCCGGGGGACCCGGCCUUGGGGGAGAUCGAGGUCAUGAUUGCGGAGGCCGCCUGCAGGGGUCGGGGCUGUGGCACCGAGGCGGUGCUCAUGAUGCUGUCUUAUGGAGCGACCAAGCUCGGCCUGACCACGUUUGAAGCCAAAAUUGGGCAAGAAAACGAAGCCAGUAUCCGGCUGUUCCGAAAACUUCACUUCGAGCAGGUGGCCGAGAGCAGCGUGUUCCAGGAGGUGACGCUGCGACUGCGGAUGAGCCCGCCUGAGCAACAGUGGCUGCAGGAACAGACCUGCCACGUGCAGGAGCAGCCCUACCGCGAGGGGGCACUAGAGCCCCGCUGACCGCGGCCCUGGACCAACCACCCGCG